AUAAUUCGUGUAAAUUUUUUAAUUUUUAUAGACAUGCACUAUGGAAAGAUACAAAGUUUAUGUUUAAAAAUGGAUUUUUUCUGUAUGAAAGUGGAGACAGUUCCUUGUAUAGAGCAUACAUUUAGUUUGUUUUAAUAUCUAAGAGUAUCGCAAAGCAAAAUAUUUACUUUAUACACAAAAAUCGUUCAAAUAAUAUUACACAACUUCUCAUGAGGUACACAGUUUAUGGAGAAUUAACUGCCGUAAACAAUGGUUGGCUUCGAUAAACAACAUGAAAAAUUAACUCAGUUCGACUUUGCUUUUGCAGGGGGAGCGUCAGGAUGUAUAACUCGUGCAACUUGUCAACCCUUAGAUGUUUUAAAAAUUAGAUUUCAGCUGCAAGUUGAGCCCAUAUCACAUAAGGCUGUUUCAAAGUAUCGUUCAAUCUUUCAAGCAGUGUAUUUAAUUAGUCGAGAAGAAGGAAUCAAGGCAUUUUGGAAGGGUCAUAUACCAGCACAAUGGCUUUCAAUUAUUUAUGGAAUUGUACAGUUUUGGACUUUCGAGGUUCUGUCAAAAAAGGCAUACCAAUUGAAUUUGCCUGCACAUACAUCUCCUAUUGUGAAUUUUGUCUGUGGAAGUGCAGCAGGUUGUACCGCCACCGUAGUUUCUUUUCCAUUUGAUGUAAUACGGACACGACUAGUAGCGCAGAGUGAACAAAAAAAAGUCUAUGAGGGUAUUCUACACGCUGGUCAGAACAUUUGUAGGAAUGAGGGGCCAAUGGUACUUUUCAGAGGUUUGUGGCCUACUGUAAUACAAAUCGGACCUCAUGCUGGUGCCCAAUUCAUGUGCUACAAGAUCUUCGAUGACUUGUACAAAACGUUCGUCCACUCGACUCACACUACUUUAUCGAGUAGCUUAGUAGCAGGUAGUUUAGCAGGAUUAUGCGCAAAAACAUUUAUAUAUCCCUUCGAUCUAGCAAAGAAACGAUUGCAGAUACAAGGUUUUGAGGAAGGCAGGGCAGUUUUUGGGGGUGUUCAUUUUCAGUGUAAAGGAUUGACCGAUUGCUUGGUGAGAAUAUAUAAAGUGGAGGGUGUACCGGGUUUCUUUAAAGGUUUAGCUCCUAGUUUAAUAAAAGCCGUUUUCACUACAGCUUUGCAUUUUAGUAGUUACGAAAUGAUAUGUAAUUUAUUGUUAUAUGCGAGAACAAAUUUUUAGUAUAGUUUCAUUUUGAGGAAAUCUCUAUUAUAUUUAAGGUUAAAACUGUUUCGUUUGCUCAGUCGAAGACCAAAGAUAUUGCUCGAAUUAUUUAUGUACCUCAUAUUUGUGAUAUUCUAGGUUUAUUUGUUGAAAAACAGAGCUGCGUAUAGUUUAUUUUAAUUGUUUGUUGAAAAUUCUGUUAUUGCUUUUCUGUUACUGAUUUGUUAAGAUAAAGCGAUUACUACUUGAACGUAUUUGUAUGUAUCUUGUGUUUAUUUUUUCUCUUUUGUCUUACACGCCAAAUGAUCGUUUGCGUAACGAAUAACGAAUAAUAAAAAGUUUUUUUACAAUCAGUUUGAAAACAAACUGAUUUGAAUUAUUUGAAAAAUAGUUUUGUGCAAAAAAAAUG
Molecule: messenger RNA, 1585 nt
Organism: Anoplophora glabripennis (Asian longhorned beetle)
Lineage: Eukaryota; Metazoa; Arthropoda; Insecta; Coleoptera; Cerambycidae
Gene: Tpc1
Product: mitochondrial thiamine pyrophosphate carrier
Exons: 3
Coding region: 250-1194 (314 amino acids)
Biological process (GO): thiamine pyrophosphate transmembrane transport
Cellular component (GO): mitochondrial inner membrane
Molecular function (GO): thiamine transmembrane transporter activity
Source: RefSeq, a predicted model, not a curated record